GCUGAGUGACCAACUACAUGCACUCUUGCUGACACUGUGUGAAGAUCUGCCACACAGAAGACUUUCUCCUGAAUCCAUUCUGGAAGCAUGUGAAGCACAUCAGAAGGAAUCUUCUUCCUUACCAGCAAAGUUCUACAUAAAGAGAAUGGUUCAGUUUGCAGUGGGAAGUGUCAGUGAGACGGAGCAGGUGGUCACUGAAGACAGCACAGCCUCUCAGCUGAACAGAAGUCACGUGAUAAGGAAAAGACUGCAUGAAAAAAUAUCGGACACCUCAACACUGGCAUCCCAGAUGGAUUUUCACCAAGACAAAGGGCCCAGAUUAAUGAACUAUAGUCAAUCAACAGAAGAUUACAGACAACUCUCUGCGGAUUAUAGUGACUCUAACAGUAUAUCUGAAAGUACAUCUUUGAUACUGUCUAAUCGAGGACACAGGAGAGGAAAAGUACCAGAGACACACAGAUCAUGUGACACUACACUUAGUGGGUCAAGGACAGAAAGCAGCUACAAGCUCUUCAUAAACAGGUCGGUGAGCGCAGUAGAAGAAAUCCCGGGUGGAGCUCAGAAGAACAGCCGACAGAACCUGCUGAGCUUGGGCUCCACCUUCUCUGUGUCCACAAAGGACUACUCAGCACCUGCCGCAUCACAGAAAUGUUUGUUCCAUAGGAAGGAAAAGUUUUCAGGUCCAGAAUUUAUUAUUUUGUCCAGUGAACCACCAGUGACCUUACAGCUGCCUGGAUCAAUUGUGACUAAAAAAGGGAAAUCCUAUUUGUCCCAAAGGGAUCUCAAUGUGAUUCUCCUCAAUGGCCAGUGCCUUGAGGUGCAAUGUGACAUCAAGACCAAGGCAAGAGAUGUUUUCAACACUGUGGUGGCCUAUGCAAACUUGGUGGAACAUUUCUACUUUGGCUUGGCUUACCUGAAAGGUAAAGAAUUCUUCUUUUUGGAUGAGGAGACCAAACUCUACAAAGUGGCCCCAGAUGGCUGGAAUGACCAACCCAAGAAGAAAAUGUCCAUCAUAAACUUCACUCUCUUUCUAAGGAUAAAAUUCUUUGUCAACCACUUUAAUGUUAUUCAGCAUGGCUUGACAAGGCAUCAGUUUUACCUGCAGCUUCGUAAAGAUAUUUUGGAGGAGCGAUUAUAUUGCAGUGAUGAGACUGCCCUGAAACUCGGCGCUUUGGCUUUACAGGCAGAGCUUGGCAAUUAUGCUUCUGAGAUGCAUGGAAAGAGCUAUUUUCGUGUUGAAGACUACGUUCCAGCCAGUCGAAUAGAGAAAAUGACCCUGGCAUAUGUACAGAGAGAGCUUGCUAAAUUACAUCGUAUGAAUCGCUCCCUGUUUGAGGAUGAAGCUGAACUAGAAUUUUUAAAGGUGACUCAGCAACUUCCUGAAUAUGGAGUGUUAUUCUAUCGUGUGUCCCAAGAGAAGAAAGGGACAGAAGGGGACAUCAUCCUGGGAAUCUGUGCCAAAGGCAUCAUUGUCUAUGAGAACAAAAAUCACACAAGAAUUGCCAGUUUAAGAUUUCAGUGGCGUGAAACAGAGAGAAUUUCAGCUCACAGAAAAAAAUUCAUGAUUGAAAGCAGCUUCAGUGGUAAGAAACACACCUUCAUUACUGAUACAGCAAAGACAUGUAAAUACCUCCUGGAUCUCUGCUCUGCCCAGCACAAAUUCAAUGCACAGAUGAAUUCUAGGCAACUUCGUCAAACUUCAUCAGAGGAUAGUAAAUUUGUGGAAAUAGACAAAUCAAAUUCUGCAUAUGCAGCUCAGCAUGAACACCUUGCCCUUAUUCAGAGACUGUCUCGCUCAGAGAAUGUGCUCUAUGGAGCAAACCUGGAAAACCUUUCUGCUGGGAUGAUGAGCAAAUCUUGUGAUAACCUCAGUGUGGAAACCAACAACAGGACUAGACACAAAAGCAAUCUUGGCAGAUCUGUAUCAGGGCUAUCCCAGUCAGAAAUGCACAUCAAUUUGAAUGGAAAGCAAAGGACUUACGACUUCCUCUCUAUCCAUUCAGCUCAGAACACCAUGAGUGCACCUGGAUCACCAGCCAUCCAAAAGGAAGUUUUGCUGAGUGGUCUAGAAAGAGAAAUCAUAUGUGUCAGCCUAAAACGUGACCCUAAGAAUGGAUUUGGUUUUGUAAUUAUUGGAGGAGAAAAUGUAGGAAAAUUAGACCUUGGUAUCUUUAUCGCUUCAAUUAUCCCUGGGGGACCUGCAGACAGAGCUGGAAAUAUCAAACCAGGAGGACGACUCAUCUCUGUGAAUAAUAUUAGUCUUGAGGGUGUUUCAUUUAAUACUGCAGUUAAAAUCAUACAGAACUCUCCCGAUGAAGUGGAGCUCAUCAUCUCUCAACCCAAAGACAUGUAUGAAGAAGGAUUAAAUGAAGAAAAGAAUCUCUCAAGAGGAAACAGCACUAGUGGAUCUGAGAUCUCUUGUGUAGACAGUGGGAGAAAAAAGAUUCAGGAUUGUCAUACAGCUCCCCCCAGAGAACAGGACACAAAUAUAGAUGAACUUGAGAAGACUCUUUCCUGGAAUUUAGCAUCAAAAUUGGGCCCUAGGAUUCCAGUUCCUUCAGCUGAUAGCCUGGAUAUAGAGGCAGCUGAUUCUUCCCACUUACCAUCUCCAUCAGAAACCAACUCAAAGGAAGUCUACACGGUGGACCUUGUUAAAGAAGAUGGGACUUUUGGAAUCAGCGUGACUGGUGGAAUUAACACCAGUGUGCGUCAUGGUGGGAUAUAUGUGAAGUCAAUUAUUCCCAGGGGACCAGCAGAUAAGGACGGACAAAUAAAGAUAGGUGAUCGUCUGCUGGAAGUAGAUGGCAUCAGCCUCUGUGGCAUCACCCACAAACAGGCUGUGGAGCACCUUAAGAAAUCUGGCCAGAUUGCCAAACUGGUUCUAGAAAGGGGAAACUACCAAUUGGCAGAGCCUUGUCUGACUGCUAAUGACAGAAAGGAGGACCAGUGUGCAGUUGUCUCUGUGGCAACAUCCCUCACAGAUGGCACCAAGGACUGCUGCUUUUUGACAGAUGAUAACACAUUUGAAGUGAAAUUAACCAAGAAUUCUGGAGGCCUUGGAUUUAGUGUUCUGCAGAUGGAAGGAGAUACCUGUGAACACCUUGGAGGAGCUAUUGUCAGGAUCAAAAGACUGUUUCCAGGGCAGCCAGCUGAAGAGAAUGGAGAAAUUGAAGUUGGAGAUGUCAUUUUAGCUGUGAAUGGGAAACCUCUCAAAGGGCUCCUGUAUCAGGAUGUCCUGCAUUUGUUAAGAGGAGCUCCUCGAGAAGUUACACUGCUACUUUGCAGACCACCAAAAGGUGUUCUUCCAGAAAUAGAGCAGACUGCUCUGACUCCAGCACCAUCUCCAGUUAAGGACUUUGUGGCAGAAAUGCCAGGCAGCACAGGGGCAGGAAACAGUAUGGAUCAAUCUACCAGUGAUGGAGGUAGCAGCUCUCCAGACCUCGAAGACUGCCUUGAUUCUCCAGUGGGAGAAGAUUUCAGUGAGCCUCCUGAGGAUGACAGCUCAGCUUACGAAGAGCAGGAAGCUGAGUUUCAAGAGAAACCCAUGCAGAAACUCCCAACUUCCAGAGAAAGUUUCUAUAAGCAUCUUUGGAAGAUUCAUCAAGAAGCUUCCAGUUCUGAAUUCUUCCACUCUCUAGAGGAGGAAGUGAAGCAGAACUGCUACUCACCAUGUGAGUUUGGACAGGCCAAAAGCCUCGUAUUUAAUAAGAGUCAUGAUGACCUAUUGAACACAAAAUGUAUGCCUGAAACUCUUUCUCUAACCCCUAUUGAUGAAGAGUAUCUCACUGUCAGCUCAAUGUCUGUGACUUCACUUCCACGAGGAGGAGGAAGCUCCAAGACAGUCUCUGCAACCACUGAGACCCCACAGCCACGUGUGUGUGGCCCCUCAUCAUCGUCCCUGCCUGCCAGAGAGACACAUGACAGUGACAAUGAGUGGGAAGACUUGGAGGAACCAGAGGAAGAGAAGGAAGAAAAUGAAGACUGCAUUCAGGUAUCGGCACCAAAUUACCAACAGGAAAUGGAGAUCUUUGUGACUUUGACGAAGUCAGAGAACAAUGGUUAUGGAUUCUCUGUAGUUCUUAACAAAAUGGACACCUGCCUGUAUGUUGAUGAAAUCUUGAAUGAUCCUGCCCUUUCUGAUGGAAGAUUGAGAAGGGGAGACAGAAUCAUUAUGGUGAAUGGAAUUGAUGUCACAUCUUUACCCUGCAAGGAAGUCCUGACUUUACUGCAAAGCUCUCCUCCAGAUCUGCACCUCGUGGUUGGUCGUGCUGACAGUGAUCCACGUCCCUCAGUUAGGCCAGAUGAGAUUCCUGAAAUUACACUCACAAAGGGUGCCGAUGGACAGCUAGGCUUGAAGCUGACAGGAGGAGCUGGAAGCAAGUUACAAGGUAUUUAUGUGCUAGAGAUAGUGCCUGGCUCUCCUGCCAGUGUGGAAGGCAGUUUGCAGCCACGAGAUCAGAUUGUUUACAUCUGUGGACUGUGCACUGAGGGCAUUAGCCUGGAUGAUGCAGUGAGAGUGUGUGAAGCUGCCACCCAGAAUGUUCGAAUCAAAGCCACAAGAAAUGGCAAUCCAGUGGUUCCUAUAGAGCAGGAAAAUAGGCCACCAGCUGAAACAGAGAAAGCAAAUAUUUCUUUGUCAAAUGAAACCUUGAACUCCCAAGAACAGCAUCUGCUGCAUCAACAUGAGAAACAUUCGGAGGAAACAAACUGUGAUGCUCAGCAGAACACUCCCGAUUCUCCAGAAUGUAAAGACUUCAUUAUUAAGAUUGAGCUGGAAAAAGCUGAAAAUGGAAGCCUAGGAUUUGCACUGGUAGGUGGAAAAAAUGGCAGGGCUAUCCUAAUAAAAGCCAUCAGCCCAGACAGCAGUGCAGAUCUGGACGGGAGGCUUCAAGUUGGUGACAUCUUACUGAAGGUGAACGAGACUUUUGUGUCUGGUCUGCCACGCCAAACAGUUACAGACCUGCUGCGCAAGGCGCAAGGCACUGUUCAACUCACUGUCUGCCGAAGCGUGGCCUUGCACUGGGCUUAUUCAGGCAGCCAGAGCAACAGAGCUUCCCCUCCAAACACAAAAGCAGAGCCUGCAAGUGUUGGGGAAAGCCUGCAAGCUCAGCCUGUUUUCAGUUUCAAGGAAGAAGGCUCCAACCAAAUGUGCAACAAGGAUGCAGAAAGAACAGACAAAUCUCCUCUGCAAGGUCAGCUGGCUGAACAAGACUAUAAGGAGCUCAUCAGUAACAUUUCAGACAGGUCACAGAAAUGUGCAGAAUGUGAAAGCUGCAGAAGAGAAAAUCAACAGUCUGAGUCAGGCAGCUGGAACAAUGAAGAUGAUGUUAUGCCCCACAGGAUUCCUGUUCUACCUAGAAACAGAACCUUUGCUUCUGGAGAUGAACUGACUCAGUUAAUUAACUUGAAACCAUCACAGAGUGGAGUAGAUCCAAGGACUGGCAUAACAGGUCUUAUUCAAGGCCUUCAGCUGCGGAUUGAGAACCAAGAGGUGCUAAAGGAGUUUAUGGCUUUAGAACAUGUGAAACCAAUAGAUGACUGCAGAACUGGCAAAGCACCAGAAAACCAGAAUAAAAACAGAUACCGAGAUAUCCUUCCAUAUGAUAAGACACGAGUUCCUCUGGGAGAAAAGAAUGGCUACAUUAAUGCAAGUUACAUUAGAAUGAAUGUUGGAGAAGAGGAACACUUUUAUAUUAUAACCCAGGGGCCUCUUCCAUCCACUAUGGGUGAUUUCUGGCAAAUGGUCUGGGAGAGUGAAUCAGAUGUGAUUGCCAUGAUGACAAAAGAAGUGGAGCUAGGGCAAGUCAAAUGUCAUCGAUACUGGCCUGAAUCUCCUUACAAUUCUAAAGAGCUGGCUAAUUUCUGUCUCAGGCUACACAAUUACCAGAUUCUGGAAUACUUCAUAAUUAGAAAAAUAGAAAUUAUCAACAAGCAGACAGAAGAAAAGCGCAUUAUAAGUCAUUUGCAAUUUACCACUUGGCCAGACCACAAUACUUCCAAACUGGCUGAGCAGCUUGUAAAAUUUAUUUGUUACAUGAGAAAAGCUCACAGGACAGGACCUAUUAUUGCUCACUGCAGCACUGGCAUUGGAAGAAGUGGAGUUUUGCUGUGUGUUGAAAUUCUUCUCAGCCAUAUAGAAAAAGAUUUAUGUUUCAACAUCAAGCAGAUAGUGAGAGAUUUGCGAGAUCAGCGUUUUGGCAUGAUCCAAACUAAGGAUGAGUAUUUAUUCUGUUAUGAAGUUGUGCUGGAAGUCCUUCAGAUCGUGCGAGCAAUGGAUUCCUACUGAAUGUGAUUCCUACAAUAUGACUCUUCCUGUUGCUAUUCCAUUGGACUCCAGAGACUUCUCAGCAACUACUUGACAGAGAUGUCAUGCCAGCACAGACAAGUGUUAUAUGUUUUUUUAGAUUACAAAGUAAUUUAAAAACCUUGCUUAACGUGUCCUGCGCAAGUCAUUUAUUUCUUGGCUCAAAUAUGAAGAAACAGCCAGCCAGCACUGCAACACCGCUGUGUCAAAUUGCUAUGCACAAUUUCUGCAUUCUGUGUAAUAACAUAUCCAUUGUUAGGAAUAUGUGUUGGGACUGUAUCAAGGAUAUAGCAGCCUUUAGAAUUAGCUUUACUAUCCAGAGAGCAACUAUAAGGAUUUAGGAUUGUAUUGGUGUUGGGGGAAGAGUAGUUAUCCCUCAUCUAUUGUUGUGCACUGUUUGCUUCUGGACUGCAAAUCAGUGUUUACUCGACCAGUUAUGCUUUUGCAUGGAAGGAAUCAAUUUGGUGACCUUUGGUUGCUUAAACAAUGUAGAACCAUCUCCAGCCCAUGAGUUUAUACCAUUAUCACCAGACAUCUCAAAUCAAGAAAUUGACAGAAAAAAUAGGAUGCCUUUAAACCCUGGUCCUCUUCAAAGGAAGAGCAUUCUAAUAAUUGGACAGAAUAUUAAUUUAUUCCAGCACUAUGAACAGAUGUAGAUAGCAUCAAUAUUUUCAUUCCACAUCCACAGAAAAAGAAAUGCAAUACUAAGCCAGGUGAAACAAUUGUGUGUGCGUUGUGGUACACACAUACUUUUCAUCUUUCCCUAAUCCUUUACAUUGAUGAAUUAUCUUCUCAUUCUUACCUAGGAUCUGAAAUAUGGGAUGUCCUGCUGGUUUCAGUAGGGGCUGAAUCAGAUCUUUUAAUUAAAGAACUCUCUGUACAGUUUAUUUUUCUUGUAAAAAGUGUUUCUGUUCGUGUGGGUGGAUUUGAACAGAAAUCUGCUGUUCAAGGCGUAAGAUUGUAUUUUUUUCCAUUUGUUGUACUUCUAAGUCCUUAUCUAGAAGGUGGCAUAUGGAAGUGAUUAGAUAUGCAUUAGAAGAGUAACUUGUAAACAUAGGAAACUAACAAUCUAACUAAAUUGUAUAUAUUUUUAAAACUUAUUUGGUUUCUGCAAAAGAGAAAAUACUAGGAGGCACUGGGUAUAAAACUGCAGUUGAAGCAAGAAAAUAAAAUAACUAUUUAUUUUAUUACCUAUUACAAAUUAGAGGUUUAUAAUUCAAAAAGAAUGGGGUAUUAAAUAAAAAUUUAAAUUAUGGCUUUAAGAAAAAGCCACUGUAAUACGAUUAUAAUUAAGGACAAGGGCCAUUUUUUUUUCUGCCCUCCAAUACUCUGAAGGCAGUCUCCAAUAUAGAAAUUCAAUUAUUAUGUGAGCCAGAUGCUAAUUUCAAACUUAUUAAUAAAGUUUCAGAGCAAUGCUAAAUAAAUCCAGGAGUAACUCUGGAUUUAUAUUGAUUUAAACAUAUACAGAACUCAAUGUUUUGUCUUAAAUUAAUUGAACUUGGUCCUUCCUCGAAGCAUUACUCUCCAUUUAUUCUCUUUAUCAUACGAAGAUCUGUUCACACAAUUCUGUCAAAUAUCAACAGUCAAUAUUUUCCUCAUAACUUUUUUACCUGCAUUUGUUAUUUGGCCUUUCACUUUAAUUACUUCACAUGUACUAGGCAAUCAAUGAAUUACACUGUAAUGAAUGCACAAUUCAUCUUUUGUACCACAAUAAUUUAAUAAGCUUCCUAGUGAAAAUAUUUCUGCAUUUCAUGCAAAGGUGGUUUUUUUUCUGUGGCUUAGAACAAGUAUUCUGGAUUUAGAAGACAAUCCUCACAGGUCAUUAUUUGUACAUCAUCUUUGCAACUGUUUCACAGAUGUGUUUGCUGUUUGACAUAAGU
This is a messenger RNA of Passer domesticus (house sparrow), 8184 nucleotides long. It is a transcript of the gene FRMPD2, whose product is annotated as FERM and PDZ domain containing 2. Gene Ontology annotation, biological process: protein dephosphorylation. The coding region runs from base 146 to 6286 and encodes 2046 amino acids. Gene Ontology annotation, molecular function: protein tyrosine phosphatase activity; protein binding. Lineage: Eukaryota; Metazoa; Chordata; Aves; Passeriformes; Passeridae. Gene Ontology annotation, cellular component: cytoskeleton. The record is from RefSeq and is a predicted model, not a curated record. The transcript has 43 exons.